GUAGACCGUGCGCACUUCGCCCCGCGAAAUCCCUACGACGACCGCCCCCAGCCCAUCGGCCACGACGCCACCAUCAGCGCGCCGCACAUGCACGCCGCCGCCUGCGAAUCGCUGCUCCCCCUUCUUUACCCAGGCGCACGCGUGCUGGACAUCGGGAGCGGCAGCGGGUACCUGACGGCGGUGCUGGCGCAGCUCGUCGGCGCGGGCGGGCGGGUAGUGGGGAUCGACCACGUGCAGCCGCUGGUCGACAUGGCGCGCGCGAACAUGGCGCAGAGCGAGGCGGGGCGGGAGAUGCUGGAGUCUGGGCGCGUGAACUUUGUGCUGGGCGACGGGAGGGAGGGAUGGGCUGAGGGUGCGCCGUAUGACGCGAUUCAUGUCGGUGCUGCGGCGGCCGAGCAUCACGCUGCGCUGACGGCCCAGUUGAAGGCCCCUGGACGCCUGUUUGUGCCUGUGUGCGAUGGGCCGAGGCAGCAUAUUUGGCUUGUGGAUAAGAGAGAGGAUGGCACCGUGGAGCAGACGAGGUUGUAUGGCGUGCAGUACGUGCCGUUGACCGAUGCCCCGGGAACAAGUGACACCGAAGAGUGACAUUGUCACGUUUCUGCAAUGACGAUUCUGGAACGACUUUCUGUAACGAGUUCCUGGAACGACGUUCUGCAACGACGUUCUGCAACGACGUUCUGCAACGACGUUCUGCAACGACGUUCUGCAACGACGUUCUGUAACGACUUUCUGUAGACAAGUGGACAGCGACGAGGACUAGUGCCAAAAAGCAGUGCAUGGCCGUUUGGCAGGAGAUGCCUUCAACAGCACAUAACAUCAAUCAAAUUGAA
This is a messenger RNA of Didymella exigua CBS 183.55, 830 nucleotides long. Its product is annotated as protein-L-isoaspartate O-methyltransferase. NCBI's taxonomy places the organism in Eukaryota, Fungi, Ascomycota, Dothideomycetes, Pleosporales, Didymellaceae. Gene Ontology annotation, cellular component: cytoplasm. The annotation marks the transcript as partial. The transcript has a single exon. Gene Ontology annotation, biological process: protein modification process. The record is from RefSeq and is a predicted model, not a curated record. Gene Ontology annotation, molecular function: protein-L-isoaspartate (D-aspartate) O-methyltransferase activity.